GUCGAUUUCUUUUUCACUACGUUAUGUAGUUGGUUUUGUGUUUCUAAUAAAUCAGUCCUUUGAUUUUAAAGGAUGUUGUAGCUGGUACAGGUAGUGAAACAAAUUUUUACCUGUUUAAAAUAAUCAAAUAUUUAAUUACGGGCGGAGUAACGUGGUAAACAGUUAGUCAGAUUAGUAGAAAAGGUGUACAAUCAAUUCAUUCGACUAAAAGAAAGAGUUCCGCAGGCAGUCAAUGAAAAAUGGCAUGCUCCAGCACUACUGCGAGCAGCAAUAUGGAUGUUGCGCCGCCGACGAACGUUUCCGUCGCAACGCGACCGUCUCGUUUUACCAUGGAAGGCGUUGGAUCACGGGUUAUUCGAGGCCCAGACUGGAAAUGGGGCAAGCAGGAUGGCGGCGAAGGCCACGUCGGAACAGUGCGCAAUUUCGAAUCCCAGGAGGAGGUUGUGGUUGUCUGGGACAACGGCACUGCAGCAAACUAUCGAUGUGCGGGCGCAUACGAUCUACGCAUCCUUGAUAGUGCUCCAACAGGUAUCAAACACGAGGGCACCAUGUGCGACACAUGCCGGCAAACACCUAUCUUUGGCAUACGCUGGAAGUGCGCCGAAUGUAACAACUACGAUCUGUGCUCGAUCUGCUACCAUGGCGAUAAGCAUCAAAUGAGACAUCGAUUUCAUCGAAUCUCGACACCGGGUGGGGAGAAAACGCUUCUGGAACCGAGAAGAAAAACAAAAAAGAUUGCAGUACGCGGUAUUUUUCCCGGAGCAAGAGUAGUCCGAGGUGUUGAUUGGCAGUGGGAAGAUCAAGACGGUGGUAACGGACGACGUGGAAAAGUAAAUGAGAUUCAAGAUUGGUCUUCCGCUUCACCGCGAUCGGCAGCCUAUGUGGUUUGGGACAACGGUGCAAAGAACUUAUAUCGGGUCGGUUUCGAAGGAAUGGCUGAUUUAAAAGUAGUCAAUGAUAGCAAAGGAACGAAUGUGUAUCGUGAUCACUUACCAGUGUUAGGUGAAUAUGGUCCCGGGCGGGGUCCGCACAGUUUUCAGAUAGGGGACCAGGUGACUGUGGACUUAGAUAUCGAGAUUGUACAAUCUCUUCAGCAUGGUCACGGAGGAUGGACCGAUGGAAUGUAUGAGUGUCUGAAUACCACUGGAAUGGUGGUUGGAAUCGACGAGGAUCACGAUAUCGUAGUUGCUUAUCCAAGUUCUCACAGAUGGACUUUUAAUCCAACUGUAUUGACAAUUGUGUCUUCGCCGGCUUCGUUACUCAAUGAAAACCAGUCGCAGCAGUUUGCCGUUGGAGAUUUUGUAAAGAUUUGCAGUGAUUUGGAGAGAAUCAAAAUCCUUCAGCGAAGUCACGGUGAAUGGGCUGAGGCCAUGCUACCAACACUCGGUAAGGUUGGACGCGUUCAACAGGUAUAUCAUGAUAACGAUCUUAAAGUUGAGGUUUGUAACACCUCCUGGACAUAUAAUCCUUUAGCAGUCACAAAAGUGGCAUCCUCAUCGGAUGGUUCUACCGCAGUCACAACAAACGGAGAACGGCUAUCAGCAAUACUUAAGAAACUAUUUGAACCGCAUGCUUCCGGUGAUACUACCGAAGAAUUGGUAAAGGCUGCGGCCAAUGGGGAUGUCGGAAAGGUUGAAGAAUUUUUGUCCGGCGCAGCUGCUCAGAAUGUCGCCUCCACUUCUACAAGUUCUCAAGAAUCUCCGCAAUUAGUUAAGGUAGACGUUAACGGUGUGUUUGCUGGACACACUGCCCUGCAAGCAGCCAGCCAAAAUGGCCAUCUAGAAGUGAUUCAAGCUCUACUGCGGUAUAAAGCUGACGUUGAAAUUGAGGACAAGGAUGGUGAUCGAGCUGUACAUCACGCCGCUUUCGGGGACGAACCAGGAGUUAUGGGUUUGUUGGCUAAAGCCGGUGCCGAUUUGAAUGCUCGGAACAAACGAAGACAAACUGCUUUACAUAUUGCCGUCAACAAAGGGCACUUUAAUGUUGUCAAAACCCUACUGGAAUUAAAGUGUCACACUAGUUUACAAGAUUCCGAAGGUGAUACGCCUCUUCAUGAUGCGAUUUCCAAGGAACACGAUAACAUGCUGUCAUUGCUGUUGGACUAUGGUGCAGAUAUCACGUUGACCAAUAAUAACGGUUUCAAUGCACUGCAUCACGCUGCAUUGAAAGGAAAUCCCAGUGCUAUGAAAGUUUUACUAACAAAAACCAACCGCCUUUGGAUUGUGGAGGAAAAAAAAGACGACGGUUACACGGCACUGCAUCUUGCUGCACUCAACAACCACGUCGAAAUUGCAGAACUGCUUGUUAAGAUGGGCAAAGCGAAUAUGGAUUGUCAGAAUGUGAACUUACAAACAGCAUUGCAUUUGGCUGUUGAGCGUCAGCACGUGCAGAUUGUGAAACUUCUGGUGCGGGAGAGUGCUAAUUUGAACAUUCCUGAUAAAGAUGGUGAUACUCCACUACACGAAGCAUUAAGGCAUCAUACAUUAUCGCAACUACGCCAAUUGCAAGAUGUGGAAGGCUUUGGGAAAAUAUUAAUGGGUCUUAGAAACAACACCGAUAAAAAAGCUUCCGCCUCGAUUGCUUGCUUUUUAGCCGCAAAUGGUGCCGAUUUGACAAUAAAGAACCGAAAGCUACAAACACCACUGGAUCUCUGUCCUGAUCCGAAUCUAUGCAAGACAUUAAUCAAAUGCUACAACGAACGCAAAACUGACGACAUGGAUAUGAAUGCCACCACAACUGGAAUGUCGGCAACCAGUAUCAUUCGUAGUGGACCAGCAAGCAUGGCUGCUGCAAUUCCCAAUGUCUCGAAUUGCCCUGGACAACUGAUUCCAGGUACAGGAUCCAGUGCCGUUGGCAUUGGGGUCGUGGAUGCAAACUUAUUGAACGACCUGAAUAAAAUGUCAAUCCAACCGACCAUCAGCGGCCAAUCCAAUAACAUCUCAACACCCACUGGCAAUCCGUUGGAUGAGUGUUUACUGUGCUCUGAUCAGAAACGAGAUACAAUAUUCAAACCUUGCGGUCAUGUAGUAUGUUGCGAUAAUUGUGGCCCUCGUAUUAAGAAGUGUUUAAUUUGCCGGGAGUCCGUAUCGGAGCGGGAAACUAUAGGCGAGUGUCUGGUUUGUUCGGACCGAAAAGCUUCCGUAUUUUUCAAACCAUGUGGGCACAUGGUUGCAUGUGACAAUUGUGCUCAAAUAAUGAAAAAAUGCGUUCAGUGUAGAAUGCAACUGGAUCAGAAAGUUCCUCUUUCGGUUUGUAGUGGUGGUCCUGGGCAAGUGAUAACUGUACAGCAUCAGCGAGACGAGAAAAAGGAACAGGGUAACCAAACUGCCUUGCAGGGUAUGAAUAAGAGCGGCCACGGUGUCGCGAUGAACAAUACCAUGUCACCAAAUGUAAGCGGAAUAGGUGGUACACCGACAACUCUCACCACAACGAAGAAGAAUGUCAGCAGCGGUGGUAUCGCCCCAAGUAAUCUAACAGCUAGGGACGACGUUCAAAAACUACGUCCGGAUGACGUUCAGAAGCUUCAACAGCAGCUUCAGGAUAUCAAAGAACAGACGAUGUGUCCGGUUUGCUUUGACCGUAUAAAAAAUAUGGUUUUCCUGUGCGGCCAUGGAACGUGCCAGAUGUGUGGUGAUCAAAUCGAGGGAUGUCCGAUAUGUCGAAAGACCGUGGAAAAACGAAUUUUACUGUUUUAAGCUUACCCUUGCUGCUGUUAUAGCUCUUUCAUCCGCAGAGUGAAAAGCUUUCGACGUCAAUCAAAAGUUUUCUUAUUAUGUUCUAAACUUUACUUCCAUUAGGUAGGAAAUGCAACGCAUAGUUGAUCGUUAAAGCAACAUACAUUUUUUUCUGUUUUAACAAAUUAUGUCUUUUAGAUUUAACUAUUAUUUUCAUGUACGUUACAAAAAUAUCCGUUGGAAUGUUUUAUUUUAUUAU
This is a messenger RNA of Malaya genurostris, 3933 nucleotides long. It is a transcript of the gene mib1, whose product is annotated as E3 ubiquitin-protein ligase mind-bomb. The transcript is spliced from 5 exons. Gene Ontology annotation, biological process: protein ubiquitination. The record is from RefSeq and is a predicted model, not a curated record. Gene Ontology annotation, cellular component: cytoplasm. Gene Ontology annotation, molecular function: protein binding; ubiquitin-protein transferase activity; zinc ion binding. The coding region runs from base 240 to 3695 and encodes 1151 amino acids. Lineage: Eukaryota; Metazoa; Arthropoda; Insecta; Diptera; Culicidae.